Durio zibethinus is the source of this 957-nucleotide messenger RNA. It is a transcript of the gene FHIT, whose product is annotated as FRAGILE HISTIDINE TRIAD. Lineage: Eukaryota; Viridiplantae; Streptophyta; Magnoliopsida; Malvales; Malvaceae. Gene Ontology annotation, molecular function: catalytic activity. The record is from RefSeq and is a predicted model, not a curated record.
AAAAAUUCCUCAAAUAAGACUCGGGAGUACGAACUCCUGAUGAAAUGAUUGACGAAAGCAAAACCCUAAAAGAAGAGCCAAGUGAAUGAAUGACAAAGUUGCACCUGCUAUGUCCUCUAGGUCUGGGUCUGGGUGGGAGUUGCUUUAUCAGGUUUUGUAGGAGGGGGUUCCAAGCUGUCUCAUCUUCCAGCUCCACCGCCACCGCCACCGUCACCGCCACUGCUAAGCAGAUGUCAACGGAAUGCUGUACGUUCGGCCCAUAUAAGGUAGACCCCAAGGAAGUCUUCUACUCCACCCCGCUUUCCUAUGCCAUGGUCAACCUCCGUCCCGUUGUUCCUGGUCAUGUGCUUGUCUGCCCAAGGCGUGAAGUUAAGCGCUUUGUUGAUCUAACUAUUGAUGAGACUACUGAUUUAUGGCUAACGGCUCAGAGGAUUGGUGGGGGGCUUGAGUGCUACCACAAAGCGUCAUCUCUCACUUUUACCAUCCAAGAUGGGCCACAAGCAGGGCAGACAGUACCUCAUGUUCACAUUCAUAUCCUUCCCAGGAAAGAUGGUGACUUUGAGAGGAAUGAUGAGAUCUAUGAUGCAAUAGAUGUGAAGGAGAAGAAACUAAAGGAAAAGCUCGAUUUAGAUAAAGAAAGGAAGGACAGAAGCCUUGAAGAGAUGUCUAAAGAAGCAGACGAAUACAGAUCACUUUUCUUUUUGAAAUCUUAAGUCUGACCUCUGUGCUGCAUAAACACAAACUGUAGUGGAUUCCCUUGUCAUUGAUAGCACAAGGGCCUGAUUGGAUAUGGAUGCUAGUACUUGAUUGACUUUCUCUGCAACUUUCUUCUGUGUGUCUGGAUGAAUCUUUUGAUUAUUGUUGAUUCAGUUAGUUUAUAUUUAGUAAUUGUACCGUGGCCAUCAUUUAUGUGCUGUAAUAACAAAGCUUUGUGUGAAAGUGUGGGUUUUUAUGCUU